Oncorhynchus kisutch (coho salmon) is the source of this 4834-nucleotide messenger RNA. RefSeq names its product sodium-dependent neutral amino acid transporter B(0)AT2. The transcript is spliced from 14 exons. Gene Ontology annotation, cellular component: plasma membrane. Bases 547 to 2625 code for a protein of 692 amino acids. NCBI's taxonomy places the organism in Eukaryota, Metazoa, Chordata, Actinopteri, Salmoniformes, Salmonidae. The record is from RefSeq and is a predicted model, not a curated record. Gene Ontology annotation, biological process: sodium ion transmembrane transport; amino acid transport; nitrogen compound transport.
ACACACGCCCACAAAGGAAACCCGCGUGUUUCUUUGAGGAUCCUCAUGAAUCUGAUUAACGUUUAAUAAUCUAUGCUAGAUCUAUUGUUCGAACCAGAAUGACCUUUUAUGUGAAUUUGUAAGCGAUCGCUCACACAUUUUGAUCCCACUUCUAGCUACAUCACUGCGCAGGGAAUCUGCUUGUAGCUGCAUUGUUGGUGGUGGAUGCCACAUGUUUCGUUACUACUGUUAGCUAGCUAACGUUAGCUAGCUUGGAGUUUGUUCUUUUUACGUCGCUGGCGGUCCUUACCCACGGUUCCUACACUGGCAAUAUUGAAUUAACAUAGAGGUCAGGGAUCCAAUAAUUCCAGCCCCACUGUAUUGGCCCAUGGUAGAAGUGGUCAGAAAAGAACUUUUUGGACCUGUAUGCCAACACAUUUUGCUCAAAGUUGACCUGUUUUGAGUACCCUACCAUGAGACACCCAUGUCUCCAUCGGUUGAGACACCGCAUACUCUGGAAUACAGGAUGGCUGCCUGUCAAUCCACUGUUGAAUGUCAACCUAAAAGAUGGAGAAGCCUCCCCUGCCCAAUGACGAUUACAUGUCAGUGACACCAGAGACUCAGCUGGACAGCUUGGCUGGCGAGGAUAGUCAGGAGGGCAUAGUGGAGCCCCCCGCCCGGGAUGGGUGGGACAGUAAACUGGAGUAUUUCCUGGCUCAGGUGGGGUUCAGCGUUGGCCUGGGUAACGUGUGGAGGUUCCCCUACCUCUGCCAUCAAAAUGGAGGAGGGGCCUUUCUCCUCUUGUACGUGCUGCUCAUGAUCCUGGUGGGCAUUCCCUUGUUCUUCCUGGAGCUGGCGGCUGGUCAGUCCAUCCGGCAGGGCAGCAUCGGCGUGUGGAAGCACAUCUCUCCCAAGCUGGCGGGGAUCGGCUACUCCAGCUGUGUGGUGUGUUUUUUUGUUGCUCUCUACUACAACGUGAUCAUCGGCUGGAGCCUUUUCUACUUAGGAAACUCAUUUCAAUAUCCACUACCUUGGAAAGAGUGUCCUAAACACGAUAACAUAACUGUGAAGGAAUGUGCGGCCAGUGGUCCUACCACCUACUUCUGGUUCCGGAAGGCUCUUAACAUCACCGACUCCAUCGAACAGACGGGCGAGUUUAACCCUGUCAUCACCUGCUGCUUGCUGGCCGCCUGGACCAUCGUCUGCUUGGGCAUGUUCAAGGGCAUCAAAUCCUCUGCCAAGGUGAUGUAUUUCUCCUCGGUCUUCCCGUAUGUGGUGCUGCUGUGUUUCCUCAUCAGAGGGCUGAUGCUGAACGGGGCUGCAGAGGGCAUCAAGUACAUGUUCUACCCUAAGCUGGAGAUCUGGGGUGAAGUGCAGGUGUGGCGCCAGGCGGCAACGCAGGUUUUCUUUGCCCUGGGCCUGGGCUUUGGCUCGGUCAUCGCCUAUUCCUCCUACAACCCACGCAGCAACAACUGCCACCGCGAUGCCCUCACUGUCUCCACCAUCAACUUUCUCACCUCUGUCCUCGCCACGCUGGUGGUGUUCGCCGUGCUGGGCUUCCGCGCCAGGGAAGUCGCAAUGCGCUGCGUGACUCAUAACUUGGAGAAGCUGUCGGAGCAGUUCUCAGUGGGCCCUCUUGACCGGGACCUGCUACCCGUGAUCAACAUCUCUGACUCCAGCUCAGAUCCCCUGGAGGCCUACAGGGGCUGGUUCAAGGUUCACGGAGCCAAUGUCCCUGGCAACCUCACCGACUGCAGCCUGGAGAAUGAGAUGAACAAAGGUGUGGAGGGCACAGGGCUGGCGUUCAUAGCCUUCACAGAGGCCAUGACUCUGUUCCCGGGCAGUCCCUUCUGGUCAGCCUUGUUCUUCCUCAUGCUGCUCAACCUGGGUCUUAGCACCAUGUUCGGCACCAUGGAGGGCAUCCUCACACCCCUCACCGACAACUUCAAAGUGCUGAAGCGCCACAAGACCAUACUCACAGUGUGUAGCUGCAUCAUCGGCUUCCUGAUUGGCAUGCUGUUCACGCAGCGCUGUGGGAACUACUUUGUGAUGAUGUUUGACGACUACUCCGCCACCCUGCCCCUCAUCAUCGUGGUGGUGUUUGAGUGUUUCAGUGUGUCCUGGGUGUACGGCGCUGACCGGUUCCUUGAUGACAUAGAGAAGAUGCUCCACUGGCGUCCUCCUGUGGUCUAUAAGUACCUGUGGAAGUAUGUGUGUCUGCUGGCCAUGCUGGGACUGCUGGGAGCCAGCCUGCUAAAGAUGUGCUUCAAACGGCCCACCUACACUGCCUGGAACAGAGAAAAGGCCUCCGAGGAGACUCUGGACUACCCUGACUGGGCCCUGGGUGUCUUGGCUGUUUUGAUCAUAUUCGCCACGUUGCCUGUUCCCCUGGGCUACAUCCACUCCACCCUGCGGAACAGAGCUAGACGCAACUCCAUAGGAAGUGGCCUGGGAACCGACAUGGGGGGCGUAUACACUAAGUGCAGCACUGUGGAGUGUGACACCCCCGUAGCCGCCCUAUUGGACGAACACCUGGAAAGGAAUAGAAUACCUAAGGAUUCUCCCUCGCCAUUGGCUGAAGAGAACCUCCAGCUCCUCCCACAGAGGGAAGGGGCAGAAGAUGUAGAGGAUUCAACUAGCGUGUGAGGGGGAGGAAACAAGGAGAAAACAGACUAAAAUAGGGAAAUAUGAGCUGCUUGAUGUCAGAUGUUACAUCAUGGUACCACAAAAGAAUGUAUACUGACGUAUACAUUGAAAAAUAUAUUUUAAAGAUAAAAUUACUAGUUUUAAAAGAUCCUCUGCUUUCAGAUGUUUUCUUUAUUUUAAAUAAUAUGAAUGCAGCCAUGUUGGGUUACAUUUCAUUUUUUUUUAUGCUUUAUUCCAGAGAGGUGAAUAACUGCUUUGUCAGUAACAUCCCUAAGGCUCAAACUGUUGUUCAUAAGUGAGGAGAUAUGUGUUGCCUCAAACACCCACAGUGUUUUUCCACACCACUUUACUUGGUUGCUUACAGAUAAGGCUCAUGAUAUGGGGCGGUAGAGAACUCUUAAGGACUGGAAUAUUCCCUCCCACCACAGGUUGGGUGGGAAAGUAUAGUUCCACUGUACGAUUGUGUUUCAAAGCCAAAGCAGUUACACAGACCUGUAACAUGUGUUGAGGUAACUUGGUGAAUGCAGAUGCAAAAUUGGGUGAGAAAAUAUUUUCCUGUUUGCCUUCAGUAAUAAUUCCCAUACAGAAUAGAAGUCAUCCACUCACUUGAAAAAUGUCAAUAGUUUUUUAGUUUUUUUUAGCCUAAAUAUUAACGAUCCUUGCCAAAUUGUAUAUUGUGCCAGUUUGUUGGUAAUACGUCAUUUUUCCAGAUUUUCACUUUGAAACAAUCAAUGGAACUAUACUUUUCUGCCCAACCUGUGGUGGAAGGGAAUAUUCCAGUCCAAGAGUUCUUUACCACCCCAUAUCAUGAGCCUUAUCUGUAACCAAGUAUGGGAUGUUAAACAUAACAGUGGUGUGGAAAAACACAAUAGGUGGGUUGCAGGUUUGAACGUUUUGGCAACACAUCUCGCUUCUAAACAACAGUUUGAGCCUUAGGGAUUUUGACAAAGCACAGUUGGUAGUAAGGUGCCAGUAUCAGUGUAUGAAUUUGAUCAGUAUAGGAGCACGAGCACCUGUUUUGUGAAGCUGGAAAAUUCAUCUCCGCACACUCAGGAUCAAUACACAAUUUCAUUAGGCUGCGCUUUAUGUUGUCAGACAUUCAUCAGAGCAUGAAUGAUUUCAAUUGAGCUUCCUUUUACUUGAGCCUAUUGGUUUUGAUUCAGUUUAAUGUAAGUGAAAUGUUUCAAAGUGGCUCCGUAUCUUGUCUGUUGAUGAGGAUAUGAGCCAUGAACUUGACAUAGUGAGGUCCAAUAGUAUUUGGACAGUGACAAUUUUGUUGUUUUGGCUCUGUACUCUACCACUUUAAAAAUGUCUAUGGGGUUAAAGUGCAGACUGUCAGAUUUAAUUUGUGGGUCUUUUGAUCCAUAUUGGGUGAACCAUUUUUGUACCUAGUCCCCCCCCCCCCCCCCCCCCCAAGUUUAGUAAAUUAAAAGUAUGGGGACAAAUCAACUUGUGUUUUAAAGUAGUCAAAUGUUCAAUAUUUGGUCCCAUAUUCCUAGCAUGCAAUGUUUGCAUCAAGCUUGUGACUCCAAACUUGCUGGAUGCAUUUGCAGUUUGUUUUGGUUGCGUUUCAGAUUAUUUUGUGCCCAAUAGAAAUGAAUGGUGAAUAAUGUAUUGUGUCAUUUGAGUCACAUAUGCAAAUUAGAAUGUUUCUGAACACUUCCACAUGAAUCAGUCCCUCUAGGAUUUAGUGGGUCUCUGAAAUGCUACUGUCCGAAUAUUUUGAACCUCGCUGUACAUUCCACUUUACUUUUGGAUGGAAUUUGAUGUUAAGUAUUUUUUAAGAUACACUUUCUCAAAGUACUAUUUAUACAAAUGUGUAAUAUAAUGCAAGUACUACUUUUAAUGUUUCUGACUUUUAAAAAAAAGUUAUCCUUUAGUGUACGUGUUUUUUAAAUUAAAAAGAAAAGCAUCAGGCUAGAAUUAUGGUAGACUUUUCUGACUUGUGCUUGUAUUUGAAAUGUUUGUUUCCUCAAAGCACAGGUGUCAAACUCAUUCCACGGAGGGCCGAGUGUUUGCAGGUUUUUGCUCCUUCCUUGUAUUUGAUUAAUGAAUUAAGGAACUCCCCACACCUAGUUGUGUAGGGCUUAAUUGAAAGGAAUAACCAAAAACCUACAGACACUACACCCUCAAGUUGAUUUGACACCCCUGCCUUAGUGUCUAUCUGCAGUUGCCAUAAAUGUUGGGAUUUAAUAAAUUAAUGACUUGG